Messenger RNA from Miscanthus lutarioriparius, 1431 nucleotides. Lineage: Eukaryota; Viridiplantae; Streptophyta; Magnoliopsida; Poales; Poaceae. The record is from the annotation of a GenBank genome assembly.
AUGGCGACCCCAUCCGAGAGCCAAGACAAGAAGGCAGAGAAGCGCGUGGUCAUCUACGUCCCGGCGGUGACGAUCAGCCACCUGAUCGCCUCGGUGGAUCUCGGCGAGCUGCUCGCAGCGCACAGCCUCGAGGUCUCCAUCGUCGUCUGCGGCCGGACCGACGACACGGCCGCCGGUUCAUUUGCCGACGGCCUCGCGGCUGCGCACCCCCAGCUCUCCUUUCACCUCCUACCGUACGUCACGCGCCCGCGCGACGUGCCCGCCGACGAUUACGUGGUGCAGACCUUCGAGCUCGCCCGCGCCUCCAACUCUGACCUCCGUGAAUUCCUCCGUGCCGCCUCCCCUUCCCCAGCCGCCCUGGUGCUGGACUUCUUCUGCGGCAGCGCCGUGGACGUCGGCGCCGAGCUGGGCAUCCCCACGUACUUCUUCUUUACCUCAUCCAUCUCCGGCCUGGCUGAAUUGCUAUACCAUCCCUUGAUCCACGAGCAAACAUCUAUUAGCCUCCGACACCUCGGGGGUGAACUUUUGCACGUUCCGGGCAUCGCGCCGAUACCCGUAGAUGACCUCCCGGCGGCCUACCAAGACCGCGACAGCCUUGUCAACAGACUCUUCCUCGCCCUAUCCGAACAGAUGUGCAAUUCCCACGGUCUUGUCGUCAACAGCUUCCGCUCGCUGGAACCACGCGCCACCGACGCCAUGGUGGCAGGCCUCUGCACGCCACCCGGGAGACGUACGCCACCGCUGCACUGCAUCGGUCCAGUGAUAAAGUCGCUGGAAGAGGUUGGCGCGAACGGGCACGAGUGCCUGGCGUGGCUUGACGCCCAGCCGGAGGCCAGCGUCGUGUUCCUCUGCUUCGGCAGCAUGGGCCGGUUCAGCGCGGAGCAGACGAGGCAUGUGGCGCGCGGGCUGGAGAUGAGCGGGCAACGGUUCCUGUGGGUCGUGCGGCGCCCGCCUGGUGGCGAGGAAGACGACGGGCAGAAGCCGGACGCCGGCCUCGGCGCACUCCUCCCCGAGGGCUUCCUGGCGCGCACCAAGGGCAAGGGGCUGGUGGUCGAGGCGUGGGCGCCGCAGCGCGAGGUGCUGGCCCACGGCGCCGUCGGCGGGUUCGUCACGCACUGCGGCUGGAACUCGGUGCUGGAGGCGAUCAUGGGCGGCGUGCCGAUGCUGGCGUGGCCGAUGUACGCCGAGCAGCGGAUGAACAAGGUGUUCCUGGUCGAGGAUCUGCGCCUCGCCGUGCCUCUGGAAGGGUACAAGGAGACAGUCAAGGAUGAGGAGGUAGCUGCCAAGGUGAAGUGGCUCAUGGAGUCGGACGGCGGCAGGGAGCUUCGUGAGCGGACGCGGGCGGCGAUGCGGGAGGCGAAGGAGGCGCUGAGCGACGGCGGAGAGUCUAGCACUGCGCUGUUGGAGCUCGUAAGGCUGUGGAAAAUGUGA